Gastrolobium bilobum is the source of this 1554-nucleotide messenger RNA. RefSeq names its product lysine histidine transporter-like 8. Gene Ontology annotation, cellular component: plasma membrane. The coding region runs from base 1 to 1554 and encodes 517 amino acids. NCBI's taxonomy places the organism in Eukaryota, Viridiplantae, Streptophyta, Magnoliopsida, Fabales, Fabaceae. The record is from RefSeq and is a predicted model, not a curated record. The transcript is spliced from 5 exons.
AUGGAGGAAGUGGUGGAAGUGAAGAGAAGUACUAGACCGAGAGAGACACAGAACUCUCCCUUUCGAGUUCAGUUACAUUCUAGAUCUCCUUCAAUGAGCUUAACCGAUCCGUUCCCCAAAACUCCAAUAAGCCCUUUUGCAUCUCGUUUUAUGAGCACUACUCCCUUAGCCAGCCCCAUGAAGAUGGCCUUUGAAAACAUGCAAGGGUACCUCGAAGAAGUUGGUCGCUUCACAAAGCUUGACCCACAAGACGAUUGGCUUCCUAUCACAGAGUCCAGGAAGGGAAACGCGUACUAUGCUGCGUUUCAUGUGCUUAGUUCAGGGAUCGGUUUUCAAGCCCUCGUUCUUCCCUUGGCCUUCACCAGUCUUGGCUGGACUUGGGGAAUCUUAUGUCUCUGUGUGAUUUUCACAUGGCAGCUCUACACCUUGUGGUUACUGAUUCAACUUCACGAAUCGGACACAGGGGUGCGCCAUAGCAGGUACCUUAGACUUGCUAUGGCAGCAUUUGGAGAAAAACUGGGAAAACUACUGGCACUCUUCCCGAUCAUGUAUCUAUCCGGGGGAACGUGCGUGACGCUGAUUAUGAUCGGAGGUGGCACAAUGAAGAUAUUCUUUCAGAUUGUGUGUGGAGAGGCAUGCACAUUACACCCACUCACAACCAUCGAGUGGUAUUUGGUGUUUACUGGCACAGCCAUUUUGAUUGCUCAGCUUCCAAACCUGAAUUCAAUCGCAGGGGUUUCCCUCAUUGGAGCCAUCACGGCUGUAGCUUAUUGUACUCUGAUAUGGAUAGUAUCUGUAGCCAAAGGCAGACUUACUCAUGUUUCCUAUGAGCCACUAAGGGGACAAUCAGAGGGCAACAGGAUUUUUUGUGUUUGGAAUGCACUCGGUAUCAUUGCCUUUGCUUUCAGAGGUCACAACCUUGUGCUGGAAAUACAAGGUACUAUGCGUUCGGAUGCCAAACAACCCUCACGCUUGGCCAUGUGGAGAGGUGUUAUGUUUGCUUAUCUAGUCAUUGCCUUGUGUUUGUUUCCCCUAGCCAUCGGAGGUUAUUGGGCCUACGGAAAUUUAAUACCUUCCAACGGAGGGAUGUUAGGUGCAUUGCACAGAUACCACGAACAUGAUACAUCAAAGUUUAUCAUCGCUUUGUCAAGCUUGCUAGUUGUCAUUAACAGCCUCAGUUCAUUCCAAAUCUAUGCAAUGCCAGUAUUUGACAAUCUGGAAUUUAAGUACACCAGCAAGAAGAACAGACCUUGCCCGCGGUGGCUACGAAUAGCCUUCAGGGGACUCUUUGGAUGCCUAGCAUUUUUUAUUGCCGUAGCUUUACCAUUCUUGCCAAGUUUGGCCGGUCUGAUUGGAGGCGUUGCUCUACCAAUAACUUUAGCUUAUCCCUGUUUCAUGUGGAUAGUGAUUAAGAAACCGAAGAGAUAUAGCACAACUUGGUUUCUAAACUGGACACUCGGAGCUGUUGGUAUGAUUCUGAGUGUACUGGUUGUCACAGGAGCCGUUUGGGGCAUAGUAGCACUGGGCAUAAAGAUCCACUUCUUCAAUCCAUAG